AUCGGGCCCUUUGCCUCAGCCUCACUCACCUCGAGCAGCACCCUCAGGAUUCACCAUGAACUUCGUGGCCCUUACACUGACCCUUCUCCUGGUCGUUGGCUCCCAGGCCCGCUCCCUGCAGGCCGAUGCUCCCUCCCAGCUGGAGCACUACAAGGCUGCCAGCCUGGUGUACCUGACCCAGGUCAAGGAGUCUGCCCUGAGGACCCUGGACCAUCUGGACGGCACAGAGUAUGAGCAGUACAAGAAGAAGCUGACAGAAAACCUGGACCAGCUGCAGGACUAUGCCAAGACCGCUUCCGACUCUCUGACCCCCUUCACUGAUGCCUUCUCCACCCAGCUCCUGGACUCCACCCGCACCCUGCGCGAGCGCGUGGUCGCCGACGUGGAGGAGCUGCGCACCAAGAUGGAGCCCCACCGCGUGGAGCUGCAGGAGGUGCUCCAGAAGCACGUGGACGAGUACCGCCAGAAGCUGGAGCCCGUCUUCCAGGAGUACGCCGCCAAGAACCGCGCCGAGGUCCAGGCCCUGCGCACCCAGCUGGAGCCCCUGAUGGACGAGAUGCGCCAGAAGGUGGCCGCCAACGUGGAGGAGACCAAGUCCAAGCUGGAGCCCAUGGUGGAGGUCGUGCGCGCCAAGCUGACCGAGCGCCUGGAGGAGCUCAGGACCAUGGCCGCCCCCUACGCCGAGGAGUACAAGGAGCAGCUGGUGAAGGCCGCUGGCCAGCUGAAGGAUCAGAUCGCCCCCCACGCCGAGACCUUCCAGGCCAAGGCCGGGCCCGUGUUCGAGGACAUCAAGACCAGGUUCAUGAGCCUCUACGACACCGUUGUGGCUGCCAUGAAGGCCUAAACACAACCAGCCACUGACUCCAUCACUCCAUGCGCACACAUACACACAGACAGGAAAGGACACACACGUGAGUGCAGAUAUGCAAAGCUUGCAAACACUGAAGUGACAAAUUUGACCAUUCCUUCAGUGUUAGCUGGACUGCAAGUAAAACUUGUGUUGUGUGAAACAUCUUCCUUCUCUGGUAACUCCACCUCACUGUGUGAUGUUGGUAAUAAAAAUAAAAAAACCAUCCAA
This is a messenger RNA of Clupea harengus (Atlantic herring), 1078 nucleotides long. It is a transcript of the gene apoa1a, whose product is annotated as apolipoprotein A1a. Gene Ontology annotation, molecular function: cholesterol transfer activity; phospholipid binding; phosphatidylcholine-sterol O-acyltransferase activator activity. Lineage: Eukaryota; Metazoa; Chordata; Actinopteri; Clupeiformes; Clupeidae. Gene Ontology annotation, biological process: lipoprotein metabolic process; acylglycerol homeostasis; cholesterol metabolic process. Gene Ontology annotation, cellular component: low-density lipoprotein particle; chylomicron; high-density lipoprotein particle. The record is from RefSeq and is a predicted model, not a curated record.